AUGACGCUCGAUGCGAUUGUCAUCCCCGACGGAGCUUAUCGCGGGGAUCUCGGGACAACUGCCUCUAACGGCAGAAAUCUGGCUCGGCAAACAUGCCCUUCGAAGACAAAAUCAGAGAAGCUCCUCUGGCGCAUCCAGAACAUCAACCCUUUGUACGUUGUCAAUCCGGUCCAUAUCACCAUGAAAGCUCCUCUAUACAUAUGUCGCGCCUGCCGACAAAGGCCCUCCUUACGCAUAGCACGUCGAACAAUCAUCACCGCCGCCACCACCGCCACAACUCCAACUCCAACUCCCAAUCCCAAUCCCGCAACGAAGAAACAAAAACUCCCUCUCAGCGAUCUAACCCCGGAUCACAUCUCCUACUACUGGGACACGCAAGCCCCCAGCGCACCGCAAUUACACUACGCAGACAAGCUCUUCAGGCCCAACAAACACGCACCCAUAAAGCUAUGGUCAGCGUCCAAGUUCCGGACCACGCCUAUCUCCUCGACGGAGCCGGAAGUCGCAGUCCUCGGCCGAUCAAAUGUCGGGAAAAGUUCACUCCUUAAUGCGAUUAUGGGCAAGGAAAUGUGCUGGACGUCUUCGAGGCCGGGCAAAACGCGCGAAAUGAAUGCGUUUGGGAUUGGAGGGACGAAGGGCGGCGAGUCGAAGAUUGUCCUGCUUGAUAUGCCGGGGUAUGGAAAGGCGAGUCGGCCUGAAUGGGGGGUUGAGAUUAUGAAGUAUCUUCAAGGGAGGAAGCAACUCCGCCGCGCAUUCCUCCUGAUCGACAGCGAGCACGGAGUGAAGCGAACAGACCGCGACAUCCUCAACCUAUUCCGACAAUACGCGAUUCCGCAUCAGAUAAUCCUAUCAAAGGUCGAUAAAGUCCUCGUCGCGAAUACAGCCAAGCCCACAAGCGUCCCAUCAGCCCAGAAGUUGGCCGAGCUGAGGGCUAACCUGGAACGCCUAAGACCCGUCAUCCAACCUGUCGGCCGCAACGAAGGGCCCGGCGCUUUGGGAGAGAUAUUGACGUGCAGCUCGCAGGUACGGCUUGGUCCGGAACGGUUUCUAGGUGUUAGCGCUGUUCGCUGGGCGAUCUUGUCUGCUGCUGGAUUGGAUGGGACUGUGGAGGCGAGGGCUGAAAUCAUGGGCUCGACGGAGCCAGUUCGUGGCGUUUCUAAGCGUGCUCCUUGA
Molecule: messenger RNA, 1173 nt
Organism: Aspergillus calidoustus
Lineage: Eukaryota; Fungi; Ascomycota; Eurotiomycetes; Eurotiales; Aspergillaceae
Source: the annotation of a GenBank genome assembly